AUGGCCCGUAUUGCCGCUAUGGAGGACAUCGAGAGCAUACGAGACGAGCAGGAUUUCAAUAGCCAAAUGCAGGCUCAGAAUCAAUUGGAAAUGGAUGCGAACUCUGGUUCCCCCAUGACCGACGACGUCCCCGAGUCUGUCACCAAGCCUCGGACGGGCACAUAUAUAGCAACCAUCCAGGACGUCAAUGAGGCGUUUGAUUCGAUGAACGUUCUACGGUACUCUCAACCAUGUCAUCUUCAGGGAAAAUGUCAGGGCUUGACAAUCAUUCCGUUCAAUGCGGGGCACACUCUGGGUGGUACCAUUUGGAAAAUUCGUUCACCUACGGCAGGCACAAUUUUAUAUGCUGUUGAUAUGAAUCACACGCGUGAACGUCAUCUCGACGGGACAGUUCUUGUACGACAAGCUUCUGCUGGUGGUGGGAUCUUCGAGAGUCUCGCACGCCCGGAUUUACUUAUCACCGACGCUGAACGCGCAAACGUUACUACUGCGCGGCGCAAGGACCGAGAUGCCGCACUCCUCGACUGUGUCACCGCCACUUUGACAUCACGAAACUCCUUGCUGCUGCCAUGCGAUGCGAGCACACGUGUGCUUGAAUUAUUGGUAUUGCUCGAUCAACAUUGGAAUUAUUCUCGGUUGAAGUUUCCUAUUUGCCUUCUGUCUCGGACCGGUCGCGAGAUGCUCACAUUUGUGCGCAGCAUGAUGGAGUGGCUUGGAGGAACUGUCAGCAAAGAGGAUGUAGGUGAAGAGGCGACAGGAGGUCAAGGAAAGGGAAAUAAGCGUAGGCGGGAUGAGGAUGGCGAUGAAGAAGCUCUCGGGGCGUUUGCACUUCGCUUCCGGCAUCUUGAGUUCUUCCCAAAUCCUCAGGCUCUUCUCCACACGUAUUCCUCGAAAGACCCCAAGUUGAUCCUUGCCGUCCCCGCCUCUCUUUCGCAUGGUCCUUCUCGGGUACUGUUUACCGAGUUUGCGGAAACUCCAGACAAUGUCGUACUACUGACUGGUCGUGGUGAAGAAGGCACGCUCGGGCGGAUUCUGUUUGACCGAUGGAAUAAUGCGCAGAGAGACGAUGUGAAAUGGGAUCGCGGGAGGAUCGGGAGCAAUGUCAUGCUGGAUGGUAUCCUGCACCUUGAGAUACAUUCGAAAGUGCCGCUGCAAGGCACAGAACUCGAAGAAUUCUUGCAAAAACAGCGUAUAGCACAAGAAAAAGAAGCUGCGCAGAAAGCUGCACAAGCUCGGACGGAGCGAAUGCUUGAAGCUGACGAAGGCGAAGAUGAGAGUGAUUCCGAUUCUGAUGCAGACUCCGAUUCAGAGAAUGAAGUGGAGAAAACCCUUGAGGGGGAUAUCAUGGACACUAGGGAAGACUCUGUUGGACAAAUAGUUCCUUCGACCAAACAGCUGCGGCGAAAGGGUGCGAAAGCAAACAUGGCGGAUAGUGGAGACUGGGCUUUCGGGCUCGAUUCGGACGAACCGAUGAGAGCGUUGUCAUUUGAUAUUUAUCUGAAGGGCAAUGUUGCGCGUACCACAUCCUUCUUCAAGAGUGCGGAGGGACAAUCACAACGUUUUCGUAUGUUCCCCUAUGUGGAAAAGAAAAGGCGUGUCGAUGAGUACGGCGAGACCGUGGACGUCGGCAUGUGGCUUCGCAAAGGCAAGGUGCUUGAGGAGGACGCAGAGAGUGAGGAGACGAAGGAGCUGAGGAGAAAAGCUGAGGAGGAAGCAAAGAAAGUACCAGUUGAACUGCCAUCGAAGUUCAUUACGACUGAAGUGGACGUUCAAUUGGCUUGUCGAUUGUUUUUUGUAGAUCUAGAAGGAUUGAACGAUGGACGAGCGGUGAAGACCAUUGUUCCCCAGGUCAAUCCGAGGAAGAUGAUUGUUGUACACGCACCAUCUAACUAUACCGAUGCUCUUAUAGAGAGCUGCUCUAACAUCCGAGCCAUGACGAAAGACAUAUACGCACCAGCACAGGGAGAAUGUAUACAGAUUGGACAACACACCAACAGCUUCUCGAUAUCGCUAAGCGACGAACUCUUGACUUCACUCAAGAUGUCUCAGUUCGAGGACAACGAGGUUGGCUACGUUACGGGCCGUAUAGCAAGCCUUGCCAGCUCCACUAUUCCAGUGUUAGAACCAGUCUCCUUCACGUCGGCGCAAUUUGAAGCCAAGUCUCGCAAGUCGCUUCAAAGUCGCAUGCUCGGAUCUCGUCCGACCCUUACUCUACCCCAGUCGACGAUGAUCGGUGAGCUUAAGCUGACAGCACUGAAAUCGCGGCUUGCUACAGUGGGCGUGCAUGCGGAACUCAUCGGCGAGGGAGUUCUGAUAUGUGGCGCAGCAGCGAAGAAGGGUGGUAGUGGAGAGUCAUUGGAGGAUUCCGUUACGGUGAAAAAGAUGACUCGUGGGAGAGUCGAGUUGGAAGGCUCGGUGUCGGACAUAUAUUACACUGUGAGGAAAGAGAUUUACAACCUACAUGCCCUUGUUGCAGCAUAA
Fibroporia radiculosa is the source of this 2481-nucleotide messenger RNA. RefSeq lists its product as uncharacterized. The transcript is spliced from 8 exons. Gene Ontology annotation, molecular function: RNA binding. Bases 1 to 2481 code for a protein of 826 amino acids. Gene Ontology annotation, biological process: mRNA 3'-end processing by stem-loop binding and cleavage. The record is from RefSeq and is a predicted model, not a curated record. NCBI's taxonomy places the organism in Eukaryota, Fungi, Basidiomycota, Agaricomycetes, Polyporales, Fibroporiaceae. Gene Ontology annotation, cellular component: mRNA cleavage and polyadenylation specificity factor complex.